Molecule: messenger RNA, 2410 nt
Organism: Phoenix dactylifera (date palm)
Lineage: Eukaryota; Viridiplantae; Streptophyta; Magnoliopsida; Arecales; Arecaceae
Product: serine/threonine-protein kinase STY17-like
Biological process (GO): protein phosphorylation
Molecular function (GO): protein serine/threonine kinase activity; ATP binding
Source: RefSeq, a predicted model, not a curated record
CUCAGGAGGGGAUUCUCUUAACCGUCAAAGAUCCCCUCGCCCUCUCUCUCUCUUUCUCCACUCUCCUUCUCUCUCUAAAACCCUAGCUUGGCUUGAGCGCGGAGUUCUUGGAAUCGAUGGGCUGCUCCUAGUUCGAUUGUCGCCGGAGAUGGAGGAAGGGGAAGGCGAGAGCUCGUCGCCGGCGAGGGCCUUCGUCGGCCACGACAUCAUCCACGAUAUCUACUCGAGGCUACUCGAGAGCGGGAACGAGGAGGCCACCUCGAAUCCCGACCUCCUAAAUCAACUUGAUAGCCACUUAAGCCGGCUUCCCCAGAGUUAUGCAGGGGAUGUGAAAAUGGAUAGAGUCGAAGAUGUUUUGUUGCAUAUGAAGAUUCUUGAAGAAGCCAAGGACCCGGAAAAGCGCCCGAUCUUCCAUGUCCGUUCUAUGGAGUAUAUUCAGACCAAAGUGGAUGGGAAUGAUGAUCUGCAACAAACAACAAGAGUUGGUACCUCUUCAAAAGGAUGUGAUAAUCAUGAAGAUGGAGAUCUGCCACUAAAUUUGAGAAACAGGGAUUGUGGGAUUGACUUUGAACCUUGCUCAAAGCUGGAAGACUUGAAUUUGAAUGUGAGAAAGAAUGCUGAAGAUGUUGAAGAAAGAUAUCCGACGGAGGUUCUUUCUGCAAGGCAAAAUGUUAGACAUGUCCCAAUUCAUGAGAUAAUAUUUUCUUCUAUUGACAAGCCCAAACUCCUUAGUCAGCUAUCUGCUUUGCUCUCUGAUGUUGGGUUAAACAUCCGUGAAGCACAUGUUUUUUCUUCAACAGAUGGUUAUUCUUUGGAUGUAUUUGUUGUUGAUGGGUGGCCUGUGGAGGCAACAGAUGGUUUGCUCAAGCAACUCAAGAAGACAGUUGCAAGAAAUGAGGGGUCGUGGUCUGGCUCCUCUCAUUCUUCAGCCGCGGAGAAAAUACUUACGGUGCAAUCAAAUGGUUCUGAUUGGGAAAUUGACAAAAGAUUGUUGAAGAUGGGAGACAGGAUUGCAUGUGGAUCUUGUGGAGAUUUGUAUCGAGGGACUUAUCUCGGUCAGGAUGUUGCUAUAAAAGUUCUUAGAUCGGAGCAUUUAAAUGAAGCUCUGGGGGUAGAAUUUGCUCAAGAAGUAAUGAUUUUAAGGGAAGUCUAUCAUAGGAAUGUCGUUCGCUUUAUUGGUGCAUGCACAAAACGUCCACAAUUAUGCAUAGUAACAGAGUACAUGACUGGAGGAAAUCUCUAUGACCUCCUGCACAAGCAUCAUAAUGUUUUGGAGCUCUCUCUUUUGCUGAAGUUUGCCAUUGAUAUCUCCAGAGGGAUGAGCUAUCUGCACCAAAACGACAUCAUCCAUAGGGAUUUAAAGACAGCUAACCUGUUGAUGGAUACCAACAAUGUUGUGAAGGUGGCAGACUUUGGUGUGGCUCGGUUUCAAAGUCAAGAGGGAGAUAUGACUGCAGAAACUGGGACAUACAGAUGGAUGGCACCUGAGGUUAUAAAUCAUCAACCAUAUGAUCAUAAGGCUGAUGUAUUCAGUUUUUCCAUUGUGCUCUGGGAGCUAGUAACAUCAAAGGUCCCAUAUGAAACCAUGACACCCUUGCAAGCUGCAUUAGGAGUAAGACUGGGUUUGCGUCCAGAGAUUCCGGAAAAUACGCAUCCUAAAUUAGUUGAGUUGAUGAAAAGAUGUUGGGAGGCGGUUCCAGCGAAACGACCCUCUUUUUCGGAGAUAACUAUUGAACUUGAGGAACUCUUGCAACAAAUUCAGGUCCACAAAAUUGGUACUAAACCAUAUCGGCCAGUAUUGGGUUGUGUAGAGCAGUUCCGCUCGGUUUGGACCAGUUUGGCUGAUAUAUUGAACCAAACCUCAGUACCCUAUCACUACCUUACCAGUAUAGUACAGCACGAUCGGUAUAGGGCACUACGGGUCGGUAUGGCAGACCUCCAAAUCUAAGGGAACUGGGAAAACAAGUCAACAGGAAGAAGGGAAGAUACCAAAACAAUCAGCAACAUAAUUGUUCCGUGUGAUUUUAUUAGCAAUCUGGUUAAUGAAUACUUUGUUUUGCUGGCUACUCUUUUCUGAGGUGUUGGCAUGUGCAGAUGCAAGCAGUGUUGUUGAGAUGUCAUGAUGUAUGCAAUUAUCUUUUUGCUACAUUUUCUUUUUCUGUGAUUUGGUUCAUGUGUUGUAACUAGUUAUUGCCAUUGUCAUUAUCAAGAAGAAUUACGAGCUUACCAGCUGCAAGCCACGCACACAAGUUUUGAUUGUUAUUGUGAAUGUUCCUUUAGUGAACCUUUUCUACUGGAAGCCAGAAAGCAUGUGUGUCACUUGGAAGAUUAGUGAAAGAGACUUGUAAGAAUUGAAAAUUUACUGAUUUUUUGUAUUAAAUACUAAAUAUUGGCUGUUGAUGUGUUACCA